AGUCGGUGCUCGAUUGCUUUUCCCCUGUGGGUCGAUUGCAGAGUUGACUAGCGCUGACGCAAUACUGACGCAACAGUGACAGAUCCACCCAACCGGCUCUAGUUACUCACGUCUCAUUGUAAGAAGACCGGUUUUGAGAAGGCUCUGAUCAUGGCAGAUCAGUUAAGUCUGGAUGAGAAGUUCCACCUCAUCACUAGGAACCUCCAGGAGGUCCUUGGAGAGGAGAAACUGAAGCAGGUUCUCCAGGAGAGAGAGCUGAAGGUGUACUGGGGCACAGCAACUACUGGCAAACCCCACGUAGCUUACUUUGUCCCGAUGUCCAAGAUAGCAGACUUCCUUAAGGCUGGAUGUGAGGUCACUAUUCUGUUUGCUGACUUGCAUGCCUUCCUAGACAACAUGAAAGCCCCCUGGGAGCUGCUGGAGCUCAGGGUGAAGUACUACGAACAGGUCAUCAAGGCCAUGUUGGAGAGCAUUGGUGUGCCCCUGGACAAACUCAAGUUUGUCAAAGGAACGGACUUCCAGCUUAGCAGAGAGUACACUCUGGAUGUGUACCGUCUGUCCUCCAUGGUGACAGAGCAUGAUGCUAAGAAGGCUGGAGCUGAGGUCGUCAAGCAGGUGGAGCAUCCCCUGCUCAGUGGUCUGCUCUACCCUGGACUGCAGGCUCUGGACGAGGAGUACCUAAAGGUGGACGCUCAGUUUGGAGGAGUUGACCAGAGGAAGAUUUUCACUCUGGCAGAGAAGUACUUGCCUUCCCUCGGUUAUGCCAAGCGCUCCCAUCUAAUGAACCCGAUGGUGCCAGGACUGACGGGGGCCAAGAUGAGCUCCUCAGAGGAAGAGUCAAAGAUUGAUCUGCUGGACUCUGCUGGAGACGUGAAGAAGAAGCUGAAGAAGGCUUUUUGUGAGCCAGGCAACAUCCAGAACAAUGGAGUCCUCUCCUUUGUCAAACAUGUCGUCUUCCCUCUACGCGGAGAGUUCUGCGUCAAAAGAGACCCCAAGUGGGGUGGAGACAAAAUCUACACUGCCUUUGAAGAGUUGGAGAAGGACUUUGCUGAGGAGCUGGUCCAUCCAGGAGACCUGAAGGCCUCCGUGGAAGUAGCACUAAACCAGCUGCUGGAGCCAAUCAGAAAGAAGUUUGAGUCGCCUGAGCUCCGCAAACUUUCCAACACUGCCUACCCCAACGCCUCAAAGACGAAAGGGGCUGCAAAGAGUGUCAAGGCAGGAGGAGGAGAUGAUGACGAGCUGGACCCCUCCCGAGUGGACAUCAGGGUGGGCAAGAUCAUCAGUGUGGAGAAGCAUCCAGAUGCUGAUUCACUGUACCUGGAGAAGAUUGAUGUGGGGGAGCCGGAGCCAAGAACGGUAGUCAGUGGUCUGGUGGCUUACGUUUCACAGGAGGACUUACAGGACAGACUGGUGUUGGUGCUUUGCAAUCUGAAACCCCAGAAGAUGCGAGGGAUUGAGUCUCAAGCCAUGCUGCUGUGUGCCUCUGUCGAAGGAGAACCCAGGAGGGUGGAGCCUCUGGACCCUCCAGAGGGGUCGUCACCAGGAGAACGGGUCUUUGUCGAGGGAUAUGAGACGGGCAAACCAGACGAAAAACUCAAUCCAAAGAAGAAGGUGUGGGAGAAAGUACAGGUCGACCUGAAGAUAUCGGACGAGUGUGUAGCUCAGUGGAAAGACAAGCAGCUGAUGACUAAACUGGGACAGAUCACAUGUAAGACACUCAAAGGAGGUAACAUCAGUUAGAUACAUUACAUCCACCACGGAAGCUGCUCCUGCCAGCCACAUUAAAUCAAGAAUACUUCAUCAACGAAUCGCCAUGGCAACAACGGUCCAACCUCAUUUGGAUGUUUUCUUGGCGGAUGAUGGGACACACUGGCUGGGACAAAUUCUUUGACCUUGCUUUGACUUUAUUAGAAAAUGUAAUUCCUAAAAGUUUACAACCAAAUUCUCUAACUAAUCAACCUAUGGUUCAUUGCUCUCUCUCUCUUUUUUACCUGGUGUUGUAUGGUGUAUCUAACACAGUACAUACACAAAUACAACAGUUCCUGCAGAAAUGACCUAUUGCUACUCAGAUAAAGAUAAAGGAUUACUUUACUGAAUGUUACUGUACUGGCUGCCUGUGCCUGGAAGUAACUGAUAAGGGAUCUCAGGUGUUUUAAAAGGGGAAUUUUAAUGUUUCAGUCAUUUUCUGGGCCUUAAUGGUAAAGCACAGGGUGUGGCCAAUCUGCCAAACCUAAUUAAACAUGUUUUGGGGGUUUGAGACGCAAGGUUACCUGUAAAUAAAUGCCAUAUAUGCCAUGUACUAUAAGACAUAGGAAGGUUGCAAUGGGGGUAAGUGUAGAGAAAUCAAUAUCUGGACAUCAACUGUCAUAUUAUGAAAUGAUGCAUCAUCUCUAACAUGAAAUAAACGCUGGCGGAAUUCUCUG
This is a messenger RNA of Etheostoma cragini (Arkansas darter), 2423 nucleotides long. It is a transcript of the gene yars1, whose product is annotated as tyrosyl-tRNA synthetase 1. Gene Ontology annotation, biological process: tyrosyl-tRNA aminoacylation. Gene Ontology annotation, molecular function: ATP binding; tRNA binding; tyrosine-tRNA ligase activity. Bases 151 to 1740 code for a protein of 529 amino acids. The transcript is spliced from 14 exons. NCBI's taxonomy places the organism in Eukaryota, Metazoa, Chordata, Actinopteri, Perciformes, Percidae. The record is from RefSeq and is a predicted model, not a curated record.